GAUGCCCCCAACAAAGUCGCCCCGGUCAGAGUAGCCCCCUGACAAGGUUUAUUUCGUGUUUUGAUAGUUAAAAGACAACAUAACUUAUGAAAUAUCUUUCUGGGCGCAACAUAAUACACCAAAUCUGGACGAUAUGACGAUAUUAUUAUCAACACGAUACAAUAUAUUGUAACAGAAUUUUUUUUUUUUAAGACGAUAUUUUCCAGGAUUGUUGUACAUGUUCAUUUUUUUAAAAACCCCUUCGGGUUUUUUCCCAAGGAAUUCUAACAAGCUCACAGGCAAAUCAUACUUAAAACAUGAAGCCGUUAAACUUUGAGUUUUUUCUGACUUCAAAUUUUUAAUUUUGGCUCAACCCAUAUACUUUGUAUAUAUUGUUACAGAUGGGCUUCACAUCUGGUUCACAAAGUAUGCUAGCUUUGGCACCCUUGUAGGACGUACAUGCUCGGUUGCAUUCCCCACAUGGAUAUUUAGGAGGGCGGGGGCCAGGGUUGGACUCCACAUCACCUGCUUGAAGGAUUGACUUGCAGGUAAAUGAAAUGACGCUGCCAAUAUACAACAACGAGAUGAUAGCAAGAACAAUCCAUAAGGAUGACCCGGGGAGACAAGGAUGAUGAAGAUGGCAUGAACUUCUAGUUGAAGUUGACAUAAUCGUUUGAGUUGAUCACAUCUGUUAUGGGUAGUACUAGUAGUAAUGUGUGAGGGGCUGUUUUUAACCAAGAGUACAAUUAUCUGUUCGAAAAUUAUCCUUAAGAAAUCAUAUACAGCAAUCCUGUAACUCCGACUGUAGUGUGUAGAAGGAACGCUAGGACGCCCUCUGUUGGCAACACUAAUUAAUCAUACAGAUCGUCGACUUACAUGACUCCAUGAUCGAUAAAAGAGGAAAAAUAUCCAACACUGGAUGAACCAAUCCUAUUGAUAACAACACCAGUUGAACCGGAGGCGUUACUUUACUGGAAUACGAAGAGAUUACAGAAGAAUUACAACCGGAGAUUGGAUCGAAAAGAAGAAUAAAUUUCCGCACUGAAAACACUGACUGAACCAUUCGAGUCGGACGCAUGCGCAACCUUCAUUCGAUAGCUGUCGAAAGCUGUCGAGAAUUGUGAUCUUGUGGACAGCUCUGUGUGCAUUUCUUUAUGUCAAUAAACUCUGCACUUGUGUUGGAGCACAGUUGGUCUUUUCUCAAUGCUAUGUCUAUGGUUUGGAGUUGCUUUGGAAGAUCACUGAUUUGGAAUUCACUGAACCAUCAUCAGAGGGGAAAGACUACACAGCAUUUUGAAUAAAGACCAAGUUUGAUUUGGAAGAGGAACAUCAGUAAAAACAUAGCAGUCACCUACAGCAAGAGUCAGUGGUUACAUCAACAAGAUGAUUGGUGGGUCCAUCAAGCAGGGACUGAUGGAGCGACUGAUCACACUCUUUGCUGUUACCGUAAUACAGUCAUCCAACCGGUAUCAUGCAGUCAGUUGUUUAGAGGCCAGACUGGUGGUAACUAAUGAUGGGCCAACAAUUCUCGGUUCAAACACAACAUUUAGAGCAACUCUCAGCUUCUUGGGCCAGAAAGAUGAACGACUGCCCACUCUACACCAGGAAAAGAUGUUAUAUGAUUAUUCCUGGGAGCAGACAAUCUGCGGGAUGGUACAAACCGUUCACAUGAAGCAAAACCUAACGUGUAACUACACACAAGUCUACUCUUGUCCAGAAGACGAAGGGCGACACUCGCUGAAAGUUACUGUCAGAGUUUGGGAAUUAAUUGGGUAUCGUCGCAUUGCAGUAAACACAUCAGAGUUUGUAAUAACAGAAACAAUCAAUGCCAAUCUUAGCAUAUCACCAGGAGCAUUCUGCAAUUCAUCCAGCGGUAAAGAAUCCUGUACCUUGGUAGCAACCAACCAGUCUGUUGACAUGAACGUCAACAUUUAUGACCCAAGUGACUAUUUUAAAGGAGCAGUCUUGAUGUAUGACUGGGUGUUUGGUGACGGGUAUACACAAGUAGGUCUGGAUGAGCCAUUGAAUUCUCACAAGUACACGAGAUAUGGGAAUUAUAGCAUAACUGUUAACAUUACUGCCAUCUUCUACAACAACCGCAAAUCUUUAUUGGGAGAGACUACUAAAAAGGGAACAGUGACUUACAGAAUACAGACGAUGGAUGCAAUCAGGAAUCUGACAAUUCAUGGAGCGACUGAUGUGGAAGUUGGAACCAAAAACCGCUAUGAAAUAGUUUGCAAUGCUAGCCUACCCUUAUCUCUGUGUUGGUUCGUGGUGGAAAAAUCUCAUCCUUAUCCACUAACCCUCUCCACUACUCAUCCAUGUAAACGAGUAGUUCUGACGAAUCGAACCAGGCUAGAGGUUUAUCCACAGUUUAAUGAUACAAGGACCUACAGUGUAGGGGUGUAUGCACAAAAUGCAGUCAGCUUCUCCCAGACCUACAAGAAUGUCAAGUCAAUCUCGAUGGUUCCCCAGAGAGUAACUGGUCUUACCCUUGGCAUCUUGGUUGGUAUCGCAUUCUGCUUACUCUGUAUUGCCGUUUUGACCAGCUACGUCAGGAAACAGGCAAAUAAACACGUUGAGGUGGCCAACUUUGACUUCCAGAAUUCUGUGCGCCGCAAGCCAAGUACGAGCUUGCUACUGCAGUCUGGAUACGAAAGUCGGGAGGACAUACCAUUUGCCAAAGACACAAACAAAAACCGGAUGUUAUGAUGAACCAAACUGUCUUACCAAAAGGAAGGGUAAUGUGUUUUUUAGGAGUUAUUGCCAAACUCACGAGGCCAGAUGGUCACUUCUAGGUGAGAGCUAUAUCAAACUGAUUUGGGCUAUCAACCCAAAUCAACUGCCACCAUCGGCACAUUGCCACUACUCCUGGGGCUGAACCAAGGUUUACCCCCUUAUCAGUCAAUAAGGAUGUAGAAAUGGGUAUCAUCUUAUAAAGGAGCCUGGUUGGUAGAGGAGAAUGCACUACCUUCCCAACUUUUUGUGAAGCAAUCAUGGUAAAGUGCCUUGCUCAAGGGCACAAGUGUCAGGACCUGGAAUCCAACCAACACUCUGCUGCUGGCAGUACCAGAGUUUGGAUCCGGUAUUGAACUAGACAGCCUAGCCACGACACGCCUGAGAAUGUGGACUGUGUUGAAAGUCUCUUAGCAUUACCCUAUGAUUCUGAGAAACAGGAAAGUAUAUUGAGCUUAGCCAUCAAGGGUGACAAAGGGAUUGAGUAGCCCUUUGAAUUUCUUUAUUUAAUAGACCUCAUGUGAUGCACAAGAUGUCACUGGAGAAGAACAUAUUGUGCAGGUCAAUGGAGGUCACUAUUUUGUCUACACAGCGCGCGCCGCAUGUACAUAGGUCCGCAUUUUAUACUAUUUCAUCAUUGUUUAACCUUAUGGCAUCGAUUAAAUGCUUAAUGGGGUCACUCACAACUGUCAGCAUUUUCAUGAGCAUACUAUAAUUCAAACACUUAUUUGUAUGUCAGAAGCACUUGCGCAUUGCUUGCUUUGUUAGUUUCCACUCUGAUUCACGUGACAAAUUAUGUCUAUUGCUGGCAUGAGACAAAUUUGGGGAAAAAAUCUGUAUUUGAGUUCAUUUUAGAAAAGGCAGGCUUAAGAUCCCCCCCACUCCAAUUUUCAGCGUUUGAUUUGUACACUUGUGAAAAUGUUGAUAUUAGUGAGCAACCCUCAAGAAAGGAAGAGGUUCCUACAGUCCUUGAUCUUCCCACUUCUCUUGGUCUUGGUGUAAACUUCAAAUUAUAUUUUGGGUAUAAGUAUUUUACUGAUUUUUUUACUUGUCUAAAGAGGACUGUACACUUUCAAUAGCUGAAAUUAAUAUUGCAAUGUAAGUUUUUGAUAGCAUUUUCAACAAAUGUGCCAAGUGUAUCCAUAGUAUUGCAUGGUUUAUUCAUUGUGUACAUAAUAUACAUGUACAGCUGUAAAUAUUUAAAAAACAUGCUCCACCUUGUAUGCUUCUUAUGUAUUACCUUUAUAUUAUUCAGUAUUAUAUGAAUAACAUUACUAUGCAUUUCAAUUCGAAUGACACUAAAUUAGAUACAGUUGCCUGGGUACGGCCUCUGCAAAUCCAUGCAGAACUGUUCUUCAAUUCUGUGGUUGGUAAUUCCUUGUGCAAUACACUUUAAUACUUUUUUUUUUCGACGAUCAAUGCAGAUGUUUUACUAUUUACCAAAAUGCAGAUUCUGUGCUCAGAUUAGUCAAAGACUGCUACGAAGAAGAGUAAAGAUACAUUCUUCUUUUUGUUUAAUAAUUAAAUAUUUAUUAUUUUUUGUUUGCAAAAAUAAGUCAAAGGAAGACUGAUUCAUCCUGAUUUGAACAAACACAUUUUCAAGAGCUCCACUUGAACCUUUAUUAAUAACAUUUGUGUAGUUAUUGAGAUUUGUUUGUUUUGUAUUUCACUUAAUUUUUGUUAAAUUUUUGUUAUAAGAAUAUCAAUAUUUGUAAUUUAUUUGUUGUUGUAUUCGUUUUUGGUAAAGUCUGUAUUUUGUCAAGUGAUGAAGACUUCAUCAGUAGGUAUAAUGUACAAAUAUAACAUGGUUUGAGGGUGACUAGUCGAUAUUAGCUACCCGAGGUAUUGGAAGUUGACAAACUUCUUCCAAUACCGAGGGGAGCUCAUCGACUAGUCACCCGAAAAAAAAACAUGUUAUAUUUGUUGUACUAUACUAUAUACAUAUUAAGUUACCGGAACAUGAGUUUUGAGCAAGAAAAAAUGAUGACAGUUUAUGUAUAUGGUGGAUUACAUAAAGUGCUUACACUGCAAGCAACUGUUUUCAGCAAAAACCAUUUGUGUAAUGUUCAUUUAACACCUUAGCUACUCUGAUAUUCACAUACUGCUCUAUCUAGAAGAAUGCAUCUUUGGGUUCUGCCCAUAUAUUGACUUUGAUUGACUAUUAAAUGUACGUUUAAUUUUAUUUUCUGAUGUUUUGAUUACUGCACUCAUAAUGACAUAAACACAGGGGUUCAUUUUAAUGAUUGAAUGUUUUUUAUUUAUCAAUUUCUGGUUGAUAAUUUGUUGUUAAAUACUGUACUCAAUGUGUUCAAUAUUUGGUAAUCUUUUAAGUCACUUGGAAAUAGAGUUUUUUUUUCUUUCAAACAUAAGAGUAUAUGCUUACAAACAAUAAAACAAUUUUUUUAGUAAUUGG
Messenger RNA from Asterias rubens (European starfish), 5128 nucleotides. Its product is annotated as transmembrane protein 130-like. The record is from RefSeq and is a predicted model, not a curated record. Lineage: Eukaryota; Metazoa; Echinodermata; Asteroidea; Forcipulatida; Asteriidae. Bases 1363 to 2691 code for a protein of 442 amino acids. The transcript has 9 exons.